AUUACUUGUUUAGCAGUGUUUAGAGGGAGUGGAAUGCAGCACGGUGUUGAUCGAAGCACCGUGCCUGUUCUCCGAAUGCAGUAAUCUCAACAAAGGCUGUAACUUUUUUUUGGCUGUUCAAAAUUAUUUAGAUUGUAACGGUUUAUAACUACACAUAUCGAUACAAUGAAUGGUAAAUCAACGAACGGUACGUCAGGCAGCGCAUUGGCCUGCAUCGAAGGGCUACCCCCACUACCGAAGAGUCUUAGUGGCUUGCUGAAUUCAAGCGGCGGGUCUUGGAGAGAGAUGGAAAGGAUGUAUGCGAAAAAAACCAUGAUCCAAGACGAUCUGAGCCGCGGCCGCAGUAACGCCGACAGUUUGGUGGCUACUAAACCGGCUAACCUGGAUGCGGCUUUGGCGCUUCUGAGGAAAGAAAUGGUGGGGUUGCGUCAACAGGAUAUGUCAUUACUGUGUCAGCUAUGGUCCCUUCACGAGUCAAUUCAGGAGUACAAAGGCAGUUGUCAGGACCUGAAUGCGGCGUCUAGUGCAGACGGGCCUUACGGGAUGGAGAACGGCUAUUUUGACGAAGACGAUGAAUACUAUCAGGAUACCAGCAUAACCCCUACCGAAAAUCCAGAUGCAAGCGAAUCCUCCCCCCAAAAUGGCAACGCCAAGGACAAAUGGCUGCACGACUCCUUUCAUAUCACCAUCUGAGGCACCCCGGAAUAAUCUCUUUUGCUCUAACGCUCGACUCAACCCUUCUUCACUAGAGGCAAUACGCUUUUAUAAAGAGCCGUGCCAGGCAUUUGAUUUUGCUGGCUUUUAGUCAUUUUCCCAGCAGAUUUUUUUUAUAUAAAGAUACAAAUAAAAUUGCUUAUUUAUUAUUAUAUAUAAUACAUGAAACAUAUUGCAGAUUCUUUUUACAUAGAGGAUAUUGGACAUUUUAUAACCUGAAACUGGUUGUAAGGACUUAAAAAAAAAAACUUAUUUUCAUCACUCGUGUUUACAGUGAAACAACGCUGAACUCCUGGCAAACGGGUCAUUCUUGAUAAACACUUUGCAUUAUUCUAUGGUUUAAUUGUUCCUUGAUCAAGGAAGGCAGUGGUUUAUCAGUGCCCUUACUCUUGCAUUGAGGUAAUCAGCUUUGGAGAGCAAGCAUCCGUGACAUAUGUAUAAUAAUUUGACAUUAAUAUGGGGGCAUACUGCCAGACACAGGUUGAAAAUGUGAAAAGAUUAAAAAUGCUGGAAAAAUUCACUCUAUGUUGAAACUGGAAACACAGGGUAGAUAAACAUGUAUUUAUGUAGACAUCUUCAUAUUGUCAACCUUGUGCUCCCUUUCCCUCCACUGUUUAGCUGUCCUUUUAUUUUUCAGUAGUUUGUUCCGUUAAGCUCAGUAAAAGAAAGUAGUAUCUUGUUGGCAAGUUACUUGCAUCCCAUGAAUGGCAAGUACCUGUGAUGACGUUCCUGUAGUAUCCAAAACGGAUUCUGACUACGGCCGCCUCACGUUACUGUGAGUGGGUGCCGGUCGCGUAAAACCCCAAAAGCAGCUUGAAUGUGAUCCUCACUGCACAACUGAAACAAAUGGUGCUAAUGUCAUCUUCUAUAGCCAUUUGGAUCUCUCUAACAUCCCAGCAGAACCCUUAUGCACUCUUGGCAUUCAUCAGCUGCCUUCCGAGUAGCAUGGCUGCUUAAGAAAGGGAAUUUUGCAGACCGUGGGAUACAAAGGACUUCGCUUUCAAAUGCUGUUGAUUUUGAUUGUGUUGAGUGCAAACGGAUCCCCACAGCAACAAUAUAGUAAUGAGUUUGUGGCAUGCUAACCAAAGAAAUACAUUUUGUGUACUGCAAAAUAGAACACAAGAAUGAUAUUCUAUGAAACAUACUACGAUGUACAAUGAAAAUGUCCUAAAUGAUCUUUUUUGGUUGUAUUUAAACACGCAUAGCACUUGUAGUGUUGUUACGGAAAGUUGGUCUAUCUUGUAUUGCUAGUGGUUGUUUCUAUGGAUGGGGUGUGGUGUAAUAGGGAGCUGCACAUACUUUAUAGCCGGUGGUGCCAAUCAAUCACACUGCGUGUGAUGUCAAGAGAAAGGCUGGCGUACAUUCAAGAAAGGGAGGAGUAGGAGACAAGCCUCCGUGUACCCUCCCAGAAAUUCAAGUCCCAGGUGACGAUGACAUCAGGAGAAGUGUAUGUUAUUUUCUACCUCUCUCUGUGUGUAGAUAUGCACUAAAAUGCAGCAUUAACCUGUUUUUCAUGCUUCACCAUGCACACCAGUGCAAUAUGAUUCCAGUACAUUUCAAGAUGAUCAGUUCCCUAUCAGUGUUUGAUUUUUUUUUUUAAUUGCCAUUACAGCCUGCUCCUACAUCGUUUUGUGAUUAAAAUCUUAUGACUGACGCAGAGAGACGUGAAGUGAUACCAGUUGCGCAAACGAACAUUUGCAAAGACAGAAUGACUGUUGUCUUUAGAGGGAAUUGUCUGACACGUCCCUUGAAAUUCUGCGAAUGUGCAGAGCUUGAGUUGAUCUGUAUUUUGACAGAAUCCUCAAGUAGCACUGGGUUGCCAGUCACAUCAGCAGCUAGGGCUAAGGAAUAUGUCCUGUGAAAGGCUUUAUUAAUAAUGUUUUUAUUUUUGCGCAAUCUCAUAGUCGCUGUGAAGUCAUGAUGUUCUCUGCUAUCUCCGGCAACACUUUACAGCAAUUCUUUCACUGUGUGCCUUGUAGCCAUGGUCUGGAAUCCUGGCUGUUGCUGUCAUUGUUUUGAGUCCUGACCAUGCAACACUCUCAAUCGCUGCUGGUUGGGACAGUUUUGCCCUUUUCGUGGCGACAGAUCUGGUGCACCUCCUCCACCCCCAGCUGCUGCCAAUGGAUUCUACACCAACAUGAACAUACGUGUUUCUGUAAUGCAUUUUGCAUUUUUACUUGCCACCAUUGCUGACUAGUAAAUUCUGUGCUUCCAAAUUAUGCAGGUGUGAUCUCUAUUCCGUAUUUAAAGAUAUGUGAAGUGUAACUGUUCUCAUUAACUGACAAGUAAAAAGCUUAAUUGUCUCUGCCAUAGUAUCACAUCUUAUUAAUUGGCUUUGUAGUAAGCAAUAUUUUUUCUAACCAAGGCUGUGACGAAGUGAAAGAGAGGAAUCUUCAAGUAGCAUUUUUGUUUCUACAUUACGUUUUUAUAUUUAUAAUUAACAUUUAGUGGUUCAAUAACUCACCAGCUUCAUUUUUAUGCCCCCCCAAAAGUUCAUAACUUGAUAGACUAAUUCAGAAAUAAAGGUUAGAGCUGAAUUGUAGGCAAACUGCCACUAUGGGGCGAGGACAGAGGUGAAACGUCAUAGGUCUGAACAUAAGCUGUAAGGGUGUAUGUCUGCAAAUUCCUGCACUUGAAGAAUUUAGAGAACGCUUUAUUUUCAAAAUGGAGGGUGUUUUUGGUCUGAUCCAUUUCUCACAUCUGACAUUUUCCACUGAAUGAACAUGCUACU
This is a messenger RNA of Megalops cyprinoides (Indo-Pacific tarpon), 3445 nucleotides long. It is a transcript of the gene fam89a, whose product is annotated as family with sequence similarity 89 member A. NCBI's taxonomy places the organism in Eukaryota, Metazoa, Chordata, Actinopteri, Elopiformes, Megalopidae. Bases 166 to 693 code for a protein of 175 amino acids. The transcript has 2 exons. The record is from RefSeq and is a predicted model, not a curated record.